GCAUUAGCAGGAUUGUUCAUGUUGUUCAGAUAAAAGGGAAUAGGGCUGGACUGUGGGAAAUUAGUGAUAAGCCUCAAAAUACAUAAAAAACAAACCAAAGGUGAUUAAGACAUUAUUUUUAAGCACAUAAAACAUUCACAGAGGCAGAGUCUGUACGAGGUAGGGAGAGGAGGGGUCAGUUCAUACAUGCUCAGAUGAUUCUGUUUGGAAAACUUAGUGUAAACACGACAGAAAAGGAAACCUGAAUCCAGUUCCAGCCUCCCAUACAUAAACGCUGCAAAGCUCUCUGGAGAGUUUGCUGCAGAGCUACUUCUAGCUACUGCUCUAACCAAGGGGCAUAGCCAUCUCCCAUCGCUUGUCUCCAGGAAGUGAUUUGAUAAGUUAUGAAGCUGUCGGUUCUUGGUGCAACAGGUCAGUCCGGUCAGUUUCUGGUCUCACAAGCGCUACAGCAAGGCCAUGAAGUGACAGCACUUGUGCGGAAUGUCACCAAACUGACUGUUCAACAUAAAAAUUUGAAGGUGGUGGAAGCAAACAUCUUUUCAGCAGAACAGUUGUCGGGACAUUUUCAAGGUCAAGAUGCUGUCAUUUCCUGCUUGGGCUUCCCCUACAAGAUCUUCUCAGCAAUUUCAGGAUACACAGAUUCAAUGGAAGCGAUAGUGGCUGCCAUGCGGCUAGCCAAAGUGAACCGUGUAAUAACCAUGACAUCAUGGUACACUUCCCCUGAGUCUGGACAGAAUGCUCCACUGAUGGUGCGUUUUCUCCUCCUGCCACUCAUCAGAAGUGUGCUUACCAACAUGAAUCAGAUGGAGAACUACUUAGAGAAGGAGUGCAGUGACCUCAGCUGGACGGUAGUGAGGCCACCAGGACUUCAAAAUGUUCCAGCCACAGACAAAGAAAUCCUGACUCACGAAGGCUAUUUCGUUCCUGAUCCAAAUGGUUACCCAGUAACCAACUCAGUGGCAAGAGGGGAUGUAGCUCGCUUCAUGCUGUCUCUCCUCAACAGUAACGAAUGGCUAAAAAAAGGAGUGGCAAUGUGUACAAACUAGAGGUUGUAUUUUUCUUUGGCAGGAUAACAUAAGUAUCAACCCCAAAGCAGCGGCAAAGAACUUUCAAGCACUUAUGACACAAGAUAGACUUUUUAAAAAGACAAUUUUAUUAAGGCAAAAAUUACAAUAAAAUAGUAACAUACUAUAUCAUACAUUACAUAUUCAGGAGCAAGUUAAUAUUCAAAGAACCUGGCUAAAGAAGUUGCAGUUUGUUUGAAUCUUCAUUUGUCUUGUCACAAAAGAAUAAUUUUCACUCAUGAUCCUCAGAGGAGAUAAGCACCAAUAAUUCCCUCUGAAGUCAAGGAGAGCUUUGGGUGUUCCACAUCUCCAUUAAAUUCGGCCCUAAAUGUUUUCUAUAGUUAUCAAAUGCCUCAGGUUUGCUCUACCAUAUAACCACUCACAAAAGACAUUUACUGCUUCAGGUACUCCAUCACCACAAAUGUUAGGACUGAUUCUCUUCUCACAGUGGCUUGACAGCAGUGUAACGGCACUGGAGGUGCUCUUGAUUUACACUAGUGUAAGUGAGAGGAGAAUCCAGCCCAUAAUUACUUUUUUGUACCUAGGAUGUUAGCCUCCUAACUAUGUUGUUUAUUCUACUCUUCAGCUAAAAGACAGUAUCCUAGGAAAUCUAAAUAUAUGAACAGUGAGCUACAAACUUCUUGUAGAUUUAGGAGUUGAAGGUCAUGUCAUUAAUUCACAUCAGCACACAACCAUUUGUCAGGUCUGGUUAAAUAGCUGCUUAGCGGUGUCCCUCAGCUCUUUUUAAGGGAAGCCUUUCU
Molecule: messenger RNA, 1825 nt
Organism: Mauremys reevesii (Reeves's turtle)
Lineage: Eukaryota; Metazoa; Chordata; Testudines; Geoemydidae
Exons: 5
Coding region: 384-1046 (220 amino acids)
Source: RefSeq, a predicted model, not a curated record